AUGAUCAAGGAUGCGGCUGCAUCGUCCCCUCGGGCUUCUCCAGACGUGUUCGGUGAGCCCAAGAAGACUCAAGGCUUCCAGCCAUCAGACUGUACACAACAGGAUCCGUCCUUCUUUGUCCCUUCGGAGCAGUCGCAAUGGAUUUCGGUUCUGUCAACACCAUGUCCAUAUCCCGCGGUACAUUUCCACACGGUAAUGGAGAACCUCCUGCGCAAUCCGAAUGUCACCAGUACUCACCUGUUCCGGGCCGAGAUCCUCUACGACAGUGACUCGGACGGCAGCGACUAUCAACCAAUACGACUAAUAGACCAACUUAGGGGAUUCGCUUGGAGGCGAACGGUGGUCCGCAAGCUCAUCCCUCGCAACCCCAACUUAGACCGUCCUCUCCCGCAGACAUGUCAUUACUUUCAUUCGAGUUCCGCAGGUAUCAAGCAAGAUGCUGCACAACAGCCAUCGGACCAAAAAGAGGGGGAAUCGAAUCUGGUCAUCUACCUACCACACGUCUCAGAUCCGAGCUUGAUGCCUUUCUAUCACCCCCAAGCAAGUGCGGUUGCAACUUUGCAUGCAUUCGAUCAGCACUCAUCUCGAGGUAGCUUAUCAAUACACUAUCGUCCUUUUCCCUCCCAAGAACCCGGUUCUUCCUCCGACCUUGGAGCUGGCUUAUCGGAUCGGUUAUCUCGGACUGCCCUCCAUCUACUGCAAGUCAUCCACAAGCACAUGGCUGGUCGGGCGGCGGGAUAUACCAAACGUGUGCACCACGACCAGAUCAUCCCUCAGACCCGUCUCCAAGAUACCUAUACCCGUCUGAAGUUGAAGUACGCCAAGUAUUUGAUCACACAAUGGGUGGAGAGCACUGAUCCCUCGAAGCAUGUCUUCGAAGAUCUCGGGAUCGCAGCGUUUCUCAUCGAGCUGUGGCGGGACAUGUACGGGCCGGACCGGGAACACUGGAAAGGGUUCGUUGACGUUGGGUGUGGGAAUGGGGUCUUGGUGUAUAUCCUUCGCAGCGAAGGUUAUACGGGAUGGGGAUUCGACGCUCGGCGUAGAAAAACUUGGAGUGCGUUGGGGGAGGAUCUGCAGUCAUAUUUAAAAGAGAUGGUACUUAUACCUGAACCGAUGCAACAUAAAACGACGGAUCGGUACCCAACGGAUAUCCCAAGAUCCGAACUGGUGGACAAAAUCGAGACGCAUGACGGGCAGUUCCCCGAGGGAACCUUCAUCAUAUCCAACCACGCCGAUGAGCUGACGCUGUGGACUCCACUGCUCGCGUGUCUGACCAACAGCCCCUUCAUCGCCAUCCCAUGCUGCAGUCACAACUUCGAUGGAGCCCGCUUUCGAGCCCCAGCGAACCGAGCCAAGGACAAAAAGAAGGCGAAGGACCCUGGGCAACCAUCGGCGUACGCUUCGUUAUGUGAGUAUCUCUCAUGGUUGACCGCACAUAUUGGCUACGAAGCCGAAAAUGAGGUUUUACGCAUCCCAAGCACGAGGAACACUGCGAUCUUGGGUAGAACACGAACGGCGGAACCACGUCCACUUGACGAGCGGAGGCAAGCGGUCAUGAAGGUGGUGGAAGGGGAGGUGAGCGUCAGCAUCCACGAAGUGCACGAGAAAUGGGUGUCCAGGAUGGGUGGGAUCAUCAAGAAGCCUUGCGGACACUGA
Messenger RNA from Eremomyces bilateralis CBS 781.70, 1656 nucleotides. Its product is annotated as DUF1613-domain-containing protein. The record is from RefSeq and is a predicted model, not a curated record. The transcript is spliced from 4 exons. Gene Ontology annotation, molecular function: tRNA (uridine) methyltransferase activity. The coding region runs from base 1 to 1656 and encodes 551 amino acids. NCBI's taxonomy places the organism in Eukaryota, Fungi, Ascomycota, Dothideomycetes, Eremomycetales, Eremomycetaceae. Gene Ontology annotation, biological process: tRNA methylation.